AUGAAGAUUAUAGACUGCAGGACAUAUGAUUUUUUCUGCUUUAAGGGUAAAUCUUGGCAUGAAUUUAUAAAGGUGCAGACUGAGUAGAAAAAUGUUGACAGUCAGUUAGAAGUGAAAAAAAUAGCUGUGUGGGAACUUUUCACAUGGGAAUGCAUUUAUUUUCUAGACCAUUUCCUGGUUCUCAAAAUGAUAUUUAUGAACACUCUAAAAUACCUCCAGAGUAAUAUACUCUGGAAGUAAAAUACCUUGGAUGUGGAUUUCUGGAGACUUUUUGCAAACUCAGAAGAGUUAAACAAGAUAAGUCUCCGUUUUCUGAAAACUUUUUUUCAAACUGUGAAGGAACUUGUCAGCAAGUCAGACUCUCCUAUGGAUUUCACCUUCGUACUCAAAAAGUUUUUCCAGGGUGACCUCUGCCAGACACACCAGAUUUAUUGCCUUAAUUAUACCUCCGCUGUCUUCUACUUAGAAAAUCUGAGACAGAGAGAAGAUUUUGGCAUCUACCUGAAACUAUGGUGUGAACAAAACGAACAGUGCGAGAGGCAGCACCUGCCACAGCUGCUCAUUGCUUCUCUGCAUCGACAGAUGUGCUAUCCUCUCCUCCUUCAAAACAUCUGGAAGCAGAGCACUGACGGAACAGAGAAAGGCCUUAUCCAGUCCCUUAAAGAGAAGGUGGAAAGUCCACACGUAAGUAGUCUUUUUUGGGAUAUGGAAGGUAAAGUCAAGUGGUUGGACAACUUCCAGAAGAUUAGGCAGCUGCAAGAGGUCAUAAUUUGGCCUCAGGUCUGGGAUCGUGAAAGAUUCUUUGUCCCAGAGUGUUUGAAGUAAAGCUUAAGAGAAAACAGCAGUGAAAACAUUUUGCCUUCAGCUAACAGACUUCUCCUUCAUGAAGGGAGGCUAACACUAGCAGAAACCACAAGACUCAUUGACAUCUACCUCUUCCUAUUUGAUGACUUCUUAAUAAUUACCAAAAUUAAGUGCAACAAAAAGAAAUACAAGGGCUCAGGCGCCAGUUAACCCCUGUCUGUUGUUCCCUCACUUGAGCUACAGUCCUUCAUAAGAGAAGAUGGGUUUUGCACAGUCCUAGACCAGCCCAUUUUACUAGACAGACUGAUCCUGAAAAACGUUGACUCUGUCCAUAUUACAGGCUUCAGCUUGCAAAACACUUUCCUAAUACAGCAUGAAAAUAGGUAUUGUCAGUGCAUAGCAGUCUUCUUACCACAAGCUCAGACAGAGACUGCCAAGAAAACAUGGAUGUCACAGAUAGAAACAGCAGUCUCCAAUUACACCACGCAACACAAAACCAAGAAAAGCACUGCUUUCUGCUUCCCAGAUGAAUCCUCUGAAAUUUAA
Messenger RNA from Apaloderma vittatum (bar-tailed trogon), 1350 nucleotides. Its product is annotated as pleckstrin homology domain-containing family G member 7-like. Gene Ontology annotation, molecular function: guanyl-nucleotide exchange factor activity. Gene Ontology annotation, biological process: Rho protein signal transduction. The record is from RefSeq and is a predicted model, not a curated record. NCBI's taxonomy places the organism in Eukaryota, Metazoa, Chordata, Aves, Trogoniformes, Trogonidae.